Molecule: messenger RNA, 1090 nt
Organism: Capsicum annuum
Lineage: Eukaryota; Viridiplantae; Streptophyta; Magnoliopsida; Solanales; Solanaceae
Product: photosystem I reaction center subunit III, chloroplastic
Exons: 2
Coding region: 280-969 (229 amino acids)
Biological process (GO): photosynthesis
Cellular component (GO): chloroplast thylakoid membrane; photosystem I; photosystem I reaction center
Source: RefSeq, a predicted model, not a curated record
AGGCGUAUCUGUAUCUGUUACAUCCCUGGUUCUUGCUCUUUCACAGAUAGAUAAAGUUUCAGCAAAAUCCACCAAUCUCACAAAAUCCAACUCAAUUAGCCAAUCAAAUCCCUCCACCUAAGCUCCCCUUCAACUCCUUUAUCCUCUCUCUUCAUUACCAAUCCUUUCUUCCAAAUAUCCUAAAAAAACAUCCUUUCACUCUCCACACUCCAAUCAACUCCUCCUUCCUCUCUUUUUUUCUUGAAAAUAAUACCAUAAAAAGAGAGAGGAGAAAACACCAUGUCUCUCACAAUUCCUGCAAACCUUUCAAAACCCAUUUCAACAUCAUCUAAGUUUAGUUCUCAGUUUACCACAAAACCAAGAACUUCAACAAUAGUCUGCUCUUCAAACCAAACUCCUGCUUCUACUAAAACAGAUGAAACAUCUUCCUCAUUAAAGGCAUUCUCAGCAGCACUUGCCUUGUCUUCAAUUCUGUUGUCAGCACCAGUGCUUCCAGCUUCUGCUGACAUCUCUGGACUCACACCUUGCAAGGAGUCAAAGCAGUUUGCUAAGAGGGAGAAGCAACAGAUCAAGAAGCUUGAGAAUUCUUUGAAGCUAUAUGCACCUGAUAGUGCUCCUGCACUUGCUAUUAAUGCUACUAUUGAGAAAACUAAGCGCAGAUUUGACAACUACGCGAAACAGGGACUAUUGUGUGGAUCGGAUGGACUGCCACACCUGAUAGUGAGUGGAGACCAGAGGCAUUGGGGUGAGUUCAUCACUCCUGGGAUCCUCUUCUUGUACAUUGCUGGAUGGAUUGGGUGGGUAGGAAGGAGCUACUUGAUUGCAAUAAGAGAUGAGAAGAAGCCAACAAUGAAGGAGAUCAUCAUUGAUGUUCCAUUGGCUAACAGGCUCGUCUGGAGAGGCUUCAUCUGGCCUGUUGCUGCUUACAGAGAGUUAGUGAAUGGAGAACUCAUUGACUCUAAUGUCUAAUUGCUCUUUCACUUGUUUAUAUUAUGAAACCAUGAGAAUUUCCUAAAUACUAUGUGUAGAUCUUGUGGUGGAUUCUUAUUAAUUAGCUCUAUAUGUAGCGUUUUGGUGAUUCAUUGGGAAA